This is a messenger RNA of Oryza sativa Japonica Group (Japanese rice), 1200 nucleotides long. RefSeq names its product protein LIFEGUARD 1. NCBI's taxonomy places the organism in Eukaryota, Viridiplantae, Streptophyta, Magnoliopsida, Poales, Poaceae. The record is from RefSeq and is a predicted model, not a curated record.
UUUUGCUUCGUCUACCUCUCGCCGCCGUUUUCCCCCCAAAACCCGCGACGACGAAAACCCUAGCCGUCGCCGGAAUGUCGAAGGCCGAGGCCGCCGCCGCCGGCGACGCCGCCAAGCCCGACCCGGAGAUGGGAGUCGCGGGGGAGAAGGAGGUGGUUGCGGAGAAGGCACCGGCGAGGAGGAAGGUAGCGGCGGAGGAGGAGGACCCGCGGCUGCGGUGGGCGUUCGUGCGGAAGGUGUACUGUAUCCUGGCGCUGCAGUUCGCCGUCACGGCGGCGAUCGCCGUCGUGGCGUGGGCCGUCCGCCCCAUCCCGCGCUUCUUCGCGGCGGGCUCCCUCGCCUCGUGGCUCGUCUACCUCGCCAUCCUCCUCUGCCCCUUCAUCGUGCUGUGGCCGAUGCUCAAGUACAGGGAGAAGCACCCCGUGAACCUGCUGCUGCUGGGCCUCUUCACGCUCUGCGAGAGCCUCACCAUCGCCGUCUGCUCCUCGACCUUCCUCGGUAAAGUGGUUCUGCAAGCAGCAAUCCUAACGGCGGUUGCUGUCAUCGGCCUCACCAUUUUCACAUUCUGGGCAGCCCACAGGGGCCAUGAUUUCACCUUCAUGUAUCCCUUCCUGGCCGCCAGCCUUCUGGUGCUUCUGGCAUACCUCAUCAUUCAGAUCUGUUUCCCUCUGGGGAGGGCUGGCAUGACGAUCUACGGCUGCCUCGCCACCGUGCUGUUCUCCGCCUUCAUCGUCUUCGACACCAAUCAGCUGAUCAAGCGCCACACCUACAACGAGUACGUCAUCGCCGCCAUCUCGCUGUACCUCGACGUCAUCAACCUCUUCAUGGCUCAGCUCUCGUUCUCCAUCUAAGUGGCACGCCUGUUCUUACGCCCUUCAACGGUUGUCCAGUACAUGGUGGUUCUUACAGCUGAAGAAACUUAGUUACAUUUACCUUACCUACCAUAUCCUACACUACUAUAUAUGCAGCGAGAAGUCUUGCAGAGCUGGAGACUCUGGACCUGUAAUUACUUAAUCAUCUCUAGCUAUGUUGCACUGUCGUUGCGCUGAUAGCACGAUAGAUAUAUUCUGGUACCUUUGAGACAUGUUUGCAGUGAUCUGCACUACAUCGGUUUAGAUCUAAUCAGUGGAGCGAAAAACUUCAAUGGAGAUGUUAAUUUCUCACAAAUCACUUGAUUUAAUCUGGGCCAUGAUCAAGCAA